This is a messenger RNA of Gryllus bimaculatus (two-spotted cricket), 321 nucleotides long. The record is from the annotation of a GenBank genome assembly. NCBI's taxonomy places the organism in Eukaryota, Metazoa, Arthropoda, Insecta, Orthoptera, Gryllidae.
AUGCGAGGGCUCAUGGCACCACAUCACGUGGAGUACGGGUCCCCGGGCCGCAGCGAGUGCUACCUAGAAGGUGCAACCGUAAGAAAUCGAAAGAAAUUAGGGUGGCAGCCUUUACAUUCAAGGAUAUUUCAUGUUCAUCGCAUUGGACGAAGGUCAGAACCUCGUCAUCAGCCUGAACACUUGCUGCGGAGAGUCAACUGCGACUUAAAUGCAGUGGACAGUGUGAAGCAUGUGCAAUAUCCUAAACGAUACAAUAUUGAUCAUGAUAAAGCAAUGGCGAGUGCAGACGAAAAUGGAAAACGUCGAAAAAAUAACGUCUAG